Molecule: messenger RNA, 366 nt
Organism: Musca vetustissima
Lineage: Eukaryota; Metazoa; Arthropoda; Insecta; Diptera; Muscidae
Product: juvenile hormone acid O-methyltransferase-like
Exons: 1
Molecular function (GO): S-adenosylmethionine-dependent methyltransferase activity
Source: RefSeq, a predicted model, not a curated record
AUGAAUAAUCCCGAUUUGUAUCACGAAGCCAACGAAGUUCAACGACAUGAUUCCGCUGAAAUAUUUCGUGAAUAUUUUAAACAAUUCCAAUGGCGCUACGAUGGUCAGGAUUCCCUGAUCGAUAUUGGUUCGGGUAGCGGUAAUGUUCUCAUGGACUUGAUAUAUCCAAAUAUGCCCAAGAAUUUCGAAAGGAUUGUUUGUUCGGAUAUUAAUCCGAAUAUGGUUGACUAUGCCAGGCAACAAUAUGGCCAAUUGAAGAAGGUGGAAUUUCGAGUUCUAGAUAUUGCUGCGAGACAAAACCUCCCCAGGGAUUUAAAACAUCAAUGUUACUUCGUUCUAUACCCUAAUGUGGGUACAAAAUCAAAG